Messenger RNA from Zingiber officinale, 1306 nucleotides. RefSeq lists its product as uncharacterized. Bases 50 to 805 code for a protein of 251 amino acids. The transcript has 2 exons. The record is from RefSeq and is a predicted model, not a curated record. Lineage: Eukaryota; Viridiplantae; Streptophyta; Magnoliopsida; Zingiberales; Zingiberaceae.
GCGUACUUAUCAGCUCAGCAGUCAAAUUUUCAAACUUGAACAAGGUUCUAUGUCAGUCACCAAUUAUUUUGCUACUCUGAAGGGGCUGUGGGAUGAGUUUGACUACUACCGGAUGGAAAACUGGAGUUCCACUGAUGAUCAUCAGAGAUAUUUAAAGCUUCUGGAAAAAGACAGAAUUAUUAAAUUUUUGGAUGGACUUAAUGCAGAGUUUGAAAACUUAAAAGGGAAAAUCCUUGGUCUUGAUCCUACUCCCUCUCUAGAACAAGUUUACUACAAAAUUCUCAGUGAAGAAGGUAGAAGAAGGACGAUGAACAACAAGGGGAUUUCCACGAUAAGCCCUCCGAUUGGGGAGACCUCUGUCUUUAUUGGUUCUGCAAACAAGUUCCGACCUGGGGGAACUAAAGGACGAGGAGACAGAUUUUGUCGGCACUGCAAGAGGACUAAUCAUGAUUCAGAUUUCUGUUGGGAAAAAUAUCCAGAAAAGAAACCUGAAAAAUUUAAACAUAAUGCUAAGAAGGCUCCUAAUAGUGGUAAUAUUGCUAUCCAAAAGUUAGAAAAUGAAGAGAUUAUUGGUUCCUCUGUGCCUUCUACCACUGUAUUGUCUUCUACCGAUAUUGUUAACCUCCAGCAUCUUCUCUCUCGGCUUCAGGCUUCAUCUUCUGUCUCUACUCCAGUUCAAGCGCACACAGGAGAAAGUGAUCAUUGCAGAUGGAACCAAAGCCACUGUUGCUGGCAAAGGUUCCAUAAAACUUACAGAUCAUUUUUUUCUAUCCUCUGCACUUCACGUUCCUUCCAUUUCUAUUAAUUUACUUUCUGUUAGUAGCAUUACUAAACAACUACACUGCUCCGUAACCUUUUUUCCUGAUCAUUGUGUCUUCCAGGAUCUCGAGACCAAGCAGACGAUUGGGACUGGCCGUGAAGUAGGGGGUCUUUAUUAUUAUCAGCUUGAAUCAACAUCUGCUCUGAAAUCUGCAGCCAAGUGUUUGGAAAAUAAGCAUCAAGAAAUUCUUUUAUGACAUUCUCGGUUAGGUCAUUUGUCUUUUCAGUCUUUGGAAAUUUUAUUUCCUAGUCUCUUCUUUUCUGUUCCUCUUCAGUCAUUUCAAUGUGAAAUCUGUCAGUUAUCCAAACAUUGUAGAACCCAUUUUUCUGAGUCUAUAAAGAAGAGUUUGUCUCCAUUUGAUCUUGUUCAUUCGGAUGUGUGGGGGCCCUCUCCUGUGACUUCGUUGGAUGGCUAUCGAUAUUUUCUUUCUUUUAUUGAUGACUACACCCACUGUACAUGGCUUUAUUUGAUGAAAACUAGGGAAGA